Dermatophagoides farinae (American house dust mite) is the source of this 2939-nucleotide messenger RNA. RefSeq names its product exocyst complex component Exo84 (gene Exo84). Lineage: Eukaryota; Metazoa; Arthropoda; Arachnida; Sarcoptiformes; Pyroglyphidae. Gene Ontology annotation, biological process: Golgi to plasma membrane transport; intracellular protein localization; exocytosis. Gene Ontology annotation, cellular component: exocyst. The record is from RefSeq and is a predicted model, not a curated record.
GGAGUUUAUACAAUACACACAUGAAGAAGAAGCCAAAACAAAUCAUCAGCUGAAUCAUCAUCAUGAUUUUUAUGAAAUGAAACAAAAAGAUUAUUUUGAUUGAUUCGAUUCGAUUUUCUGUGGGCGUAUAUUGAACAACCGACCAACCAACCAACCAACGAAAACAAUGGGCGAAUAUACGGGAUAUUCAUCAUCAAUAAAUCAAAUUAAAAAAGAUCCAAUGCUUUAUAUUUGUGAACUAACAACAAAAUCAUCUGUAACAUUGGAAGAAUUAUUGAAUGCACGUAAAACCGUACAGAAUUGUGCCGAUGAAACAAAUACACAGCUAAAGAAAAAUGUUUAUAAAAAUUAUCAACUUUUUAUCGAUACAUCACAAGAAAUAUCCUAUCUGAAAAGUGAAAUGUCACAGCUAAGUAGUUAUCUGAAUGAUGAAUAUAAAUUAUUAGAAUCAUUAUUAUCAAUAUCGAUUGGUGGUUCAAAAACUGGCCUAACAUUAAGCGAAAAAAAAGAAGCACAAGAAAAAGUAAAAGAAGAACGUGAACGUAAAAUGUUACAAAUGUCACAAGCAGCCACCAUAAAUGGUCCAUUGCCUACAAAAGAAUUUCGUACACUUAUGGAAUAUAUUGAUGGUGGCACUGGUCUAUUGGAUAAUCGUCAAAAUUCACUUGUUUAUUGUGAUGGUGAAGUUAUUGAAUUGGAUGAAAAUUAUUCUGAACUACAAAAUCUUCAUCUUGUACUUCUUAAUGAUGCAUUGAUCAUUUCAACACUAGCCAUUGAUCGAUCAACAAUGCCAAUGAGAAAAUAUAAAUUACAAUCAAUCAUUGAUCUAGAAUCAAUUGCAAUUGUUAAUGUUAAAGAUCGUCGUUAUAAUAAAUUUGAAAUGGCAUUCAAAAUAUUGAUGGGAACACCUGAUGAUAAAGUAUUUCUUACCAAUUCACCGGCCAAAAAGAAAACAUGGAUCGAUGCAUUUGAAGCUGCGAAAAAAUAUCUUCGUCUACAGCGACAUAAUCAACUUUAUAAUAUUUCAUCAUCAACAUCAUCACCAUCAUCAUUUAAUAAUCCAAUCAUAUUGGAUACAACAAAAGCUACAAAUUAUUCAAAUCUUAUUAUGAGUCCAACAACAACGACGAUGACGACGACCACCACCACCACCACCACCACCAUGAUGAAUAAUGCAUCGAAAUCAACACCAUUAACAUUUACGGCAACCAAAUCAUAUGAAGAAAGUAAUGAAAUAAUGGAAGAAAAUGAUCAUGAAAUGGACGCAGAAUUACCAACAUGGUUGAUAGAAUUACCGGAUGAUCUAGAUGUUUAUAUUGCACAACGUAAUUUUGAUGAAGCCGUAAAAUUGGUAACACGUGCACAUGAACAUUUUUAUCUUUAUCCAAAAUGGUGUGAUAAUCAAAUGCAUGUGGAUCUGAAGUUGAAAAUUGAUAACAAAAUAUCCGAAUUGGUUGAAGCGCUAAGUAGUGAAUUAAAUGUGGCCGCUGAUCGUUCAUUACAAACUGGACCACGUGCAUCACGUCGUGCUGUUGCACUUUUAGUGCAAUUAGGUAAAUCAUCAUUGGCCAUAAGAUUGUUUCUGGAUCAACGAAAACGUUUAUUGAAAUAUUAUUUUAAACAACAAAAAAUUACCGAUGGUGCCACCAUAUCGUUCAUGAAACGUAUGACAAAUUUAUUUUUCAGCCAUUUUAUCAAGACAUCGAAAGAAUUUUUACGUGCCUUUGAUAUUGAUCAAUCAGAUUGUUAUCUAUAUGAACAAGAAUCAUCAAAUAAUUCAUCGCUUAAUUGGCUUGAACAGAAUCAUCAUCAAAAUCAUGGUAAUGAAGAAUUUUUAAUCAAUUCAUCGAAAUCAUUAUCCACAUCAUAUAGCCAUACAGCAUUGGCAUGUUUGAAUUCAUGGAUUUAUGAUGAAUUUCAACGUUAUUUAGCAUUGUUUCCACGUCAUGUGUUUAUCAAUCAGGUGAAUACAUUGGCCGCUGUUGAAUGUGUAUCGUUAGCAAUGAAUCAAUGUACAAAACUACGACAAACAAUUGGCAUCGAUCUGCUGUUUGUAUUGAACAAAACGCUUAAAAAUGAUAUAAAAAAUUUGAUUGACGAAAUUCAUAAUAAAUUUAUGGAAGCAAUAAAAUUACGUGCCAACGAAAAUGCAAUGGAACCACUAUCAUUUGAAUCGAAAAUAAAAUUGAAUAAAUUUCUUUCCGAAAUGGAUGAACAUGAUCUUGAUGUACGAGAAUUGAUUGUACAUACAAAUGAUCAUUAUCAAUUAAUGUUAAGCUACAAUACUUGUUCAUAUGCAAAAUCAUAUUUAAACACAUUGAAAGAUUUACUUAAAUUAAUGCAUGAUCCAUAUUCAAUACGUACUAUAAACAAAAUUCUUGUCAAAUCAUUUCAAUGGCAAAUGAAUUAUCUACGUGAUUUAUUACAUAAUAAUCAUAAUCAUAAUGGUAAUGGUAAUGAUGAUAAUGAUGAUGAUGAUCAAUUCAAUCAAGAUGAAUUUAUACGCAAAAAUAUUGUUUUUAUAUUGGAUAAAUUUGUACCAAUUGUCAUUGAAAAAUAUUGUGAAACAUUACAGGUACGAUCAUUUAAUCAAAUACAGACAGCAAGUUUACAAUAUUCACAAUUGAAAGAGGAAAAAAAUUCCAUAUUAACAUCAUUGACACCUGAUUAUAAUGACGAUGAUGAUGAUGAUGACGUUGGUGAAAAUCAAUCAAUAAAUCGAUAUUUAUCACCAACACCAACACCACGUACAAGAAAAAGUCGUACAGUAUCACAACAUCAAAAUUCAUAUCGUGGAUCAUCCGUUUCACCAUCAUCACAGUCACCAACAUCAACAAACAAUACGGCCACUUAUCUGUGAUUAUUCAAAACAAACACACAAGAAAAAUUUUUUAAAAUUAUUUUUAUUAUUAAUAAAUCGAAUAUAGAAAUGAUUGAAU